UGAUUCACUCUUCGAAUAACAAGUAGAAAUAAAGAAGCUUCUUCCUUUUGCACUUCGACGGCGUCGUUUCGAGCUAGGGUUUCGAGCUAGUAACUGCAAAAAUGUCGGGAAGCUCUAAUUCCACCGUUUACAUAGGAAAUUUGGAUGAGCGGGUGAGUGAUAGGGUGCUGUAUGAUAUUCUGAUCCAAGCAGGGCGGGUGGUUGAUUUGUACAUUCCUCGUGACAAGGAAACCGAAAAACCGAAAGGUUAUGCCUUCGCAGAAUACGAAACCGAGGAGAUUGCUGAUUAUGCUGUGAAGCUUUUCUCUGGUCUGGUCACUCUCUACAAUAGGACUCUUAAGUUUGCGAUUUCAGGUCAAGACAAGCUUAAUACGCCCCCUGGAAUUUCUCCCACAUCAAAUGCUCCUCACAAACCGAGAUCUAAUCCCAUACCAAUUAAUGAAACGGAAAGGACGUUGGCAUCUUCCAGAUUUUCAUCUCACCCAUUAAAUCAUUCCCAAGCGCCUCCUCCUCCUGGUGUAAAUAUUCAUUCUAAUGGAUACGGAUCACCUUAUGAUGGUAAAAAUUUUGAAUAUAGUCGGCGGGUUUUUGGGGCAACAUUGGAUAGCAUCGGCCGUUCUAGGUCACGACGCUAUGAUACAAGCGAUCCAAUUUCAUACCCUCCUUACUAACGCUUCUUUGACGUUGUUGGGGACCAAAUUCUCACCUUGAACUCCUCUUAGUGAUUAUUUCAAGUGGUAUACCUGCUUGGGUGUACAAGAGAGACUAAAAAUACUGAUUGUUGCGAGUCACAAGCUAGUUUGUCAUGUUGGAUGCUGUUUUUGGUCGUCUGCCCAUGUAUGUAUGCAUAGUUUGUUGUACUUCCAGGAUCUAACUUCUUUCUGUACUAGUUCAGAGUGCUUGUAAAAAGUACUUUUAAAUUCAGAUAAAGUUACUUAUCAAUUGCCCUUUACUUUGUCCUUGUGCUUGCCAUUAUUGAUGCUUAUGCAUAACCGUACACAAAACCAUAAAUAAACGAUGACUUGAUCAUUAAAGUUGUGAAUGUGAUGUAUAUGAUUGUUUUGAAGAA
Molecule: messenger RNA, 1069 nt
Organism: Morus notabilis
Lineage: Eukaryota; Viridiplantae; Streptophyta; Magnoliopsida; Rosales; Moraceae
Product: splicing factor 3B subunit 4
Exons: 4
Coding region: 102-671 (189 amino acids)
Molecular function (GO): RNA binding
Source: RefSeq, a predicted model, not a curated record